Molecule: messenger RNA, 522 nt
Organism: Suillus paluster
Lineage: Eukaryota; Fungi; Basidiomycota; Agaricomycetes; Boletales; Suillaceae
Product: cytochrome P450
Exons: 5
Coding region: 1-522 (173 amino acids)
Molecular function (GO): monooxygenase activity; oxidoreductase activity, acting on paired donors, with incorporation or reduction of molecular oxygen; heme binding
Source: RefSeq, a predicted model, not a curated record
AUGGUAACUAAAGCGCCGAUCUUCGCCGACCAGAAUUUCCUUCCUCGCCUGCAAGCCUUCAUUUCUGAGGCUUUGAGAUGGAGACCCGUGGCUGCCAGUGGUGGAUAUUCUCAUCGUGGUUUUUAUCUUUACAAGAACUAUUGUAUUCCAGCUGGGACUAUGGUAUUCGGCAACCAUUGGUCCAUCUCUCGAGAUCCAGAAAUGUACCCUGAGCCUUACGCGUUCAAGCCUGAACGUUGGAUUGACGACCACGGUUGCCUGAGAGACGAUUUGAAGUCCUUUGUCUACGGGUUUGGUCGGCGUGUAUGCCCCGGUCAACAUGUCGCGAACAGAUCGGUAUUCAUUAACUCACUCCUUAUUCUCUGGGCCUUCCGGCUCGCUCUGGAUCCUACACAGCCGUUGGAUGACAUGAUUUACAUGAACGGGGACAUACCAAAGCAGCCGUGCCCGAUCGAGUUUGAGGCGAGGAUUCCAGAAACGAAUCUCAGGCGCAUGAUGCAGGAUUAUCUUGAGGUUGCAUGA